This is a messenger RNA of Ficedula albicollis (Collared flycatcher), 1616 nucleotides long. RefSeq names its product coiled-coil domain containing 65 (gene CCDC65). The coding region runs from base 1 to 1470 and encodes 489 amino acids. Lineage: Eukaryota; Metazoa; Chordata; Aves; Passeriformes; Muscicapidae. The record is from RefSeq and is a predicted model, not a curated record. The transcript is spliced from 9 exons. Gene Ontology annotation, cellular component: axonemal dynein complex; axoneme. Gene Ontology annotation, biological process: regulation of cilium movement; axonemal dynein complex assembly; cilium-dependent cell motility.
AUGGGGAGGGAGGGUGGGGGUGGGCACAAGCCAUGGCGGGGCCACGUUCAAUGGCGGCUUUCCCCCCCCCCCCCCCCCCCCCCGGCUUCCACGGUCCCCACGGCGGCCGAGGCCGAGCUGCUGCUGCUGCAGAAACAAGCGCUGGCCGAGGAGGAGGCGGCCAAAGCCAAGCGGGAGCUGCUCACUCGCUUCCUGCAGGACAAGCUGUCCCACGAGGAGCAGAGCAGCAGGUGGGGUCUGCACAGGGUCCGCACGCUCUGGCGCUCGGCCCAGCGCCAGACCAAGGACCAGGAGCUGCGCCAGGACAUCGAGAUCCUCAGCCAGACCUUCUCACGGGUCAUGGACUGCAAGGAUGGCGUCAUUGAGACGCUGGUCAGAGACCUGAAGGAAGCAGAGGAGCAGGAGAACCGAGCCCUGCGCAGCCACCUGCACCUCACGGACCAGCUGCUGCACCUGCAGCGCUGCCGCCUGGGCUACCUGGAGGAGGGGUUUAAUGCCCAGGUGGACGCCCUGAAGGCCGAGUUUGAGGCUGAGAGAAGGAUCAUUCUGGAGCAGCAGGACUGGGAAAGCUGCUGCCUGCGGGACAUGGCGCUGGCCUCGGAGCAGAAUCACGCCAGGAACGACCACGAGGCCAUGCUGAACUUCCAGAGCGCCCGGGACGACAUCAAAAACCAGUGCUGGCAGGACCAGCAGUACAGCCGGCAGCAGCUCGGGGCCAGGCUGGAGGGGCUGUGGGACCAGAUCCAGAAGGCCCGGAGGAGCUACGCCCAGGCCACGGAGAGGAAGAAGGUGGAGUUUGAGGAGCUGAAGAAGAAGUGUGAGAAGAGUUCCCGUGAGAUUGAUGCACAGACGGAGAAGCUGCAGAAGCUCCAGGACAUGGUUACAAGCACCAAGGGCCAGAUUGCGGCUCACCUGCAGGAGAGCGAGAAGCAGAGGCAGCACUUACGGGAUGACAAGGACCUCGCCCUCCAGAAGCUCCAGAAACUCCGGGCUCAGGUCAGCCAGGCCGGGGCCAGAGCUCACACCCACCUGGUCACCCUCACCUGCCAGUGCAGUGCCACCCUCAAGGCGCUGCAGCAGCUGGUGGAGAAGGCCCAGCGCAUCCUGCGCCUGGCUGAGAUGUGCCGCAGGCUGGAGAAAGAGGAGGAGAAGGUGCUGCCUUUCUACCCCUCCUCACUGGCCGAGUGGGAGCAGCAGAAAGUCCAGAGGGUCCUGGAGGAGAUCCCCAAUGAGCCCCUGGCACAGGCCAUUAUGGACUACGUGGGGCUGGAGAAGUUCUGGCAGCGGUUCAACAAGGCGAAGCUGGAGGAGAAGGCGCUGGAGAAAGCACGGGAAGCCCUGGCAAACAGGAACCAGGACCUGCGUAGGUUGCUCCAGCAGUACCUGGCAGGGGCUGCAACCAACCAGAAGGUGCUCAAAGACCCCUACCCCAUCUUCACCGUCAAGCGAAAGCUGCAUCCCCAAAAAUGAGCCCCACAUUGUGGGGGAGCCACACUCAGGGACAUUGGGCAUGGUGCACCCCAAGGGAGGGGUCAACCGCUGGGACCCCAUUCCUGGCUCCACCAGGGACCUGCUUGGUGUUUGGGGACUCCAGGGACUGUCACUGCUUGGAUAUG